AUGAACGACGAGGAGGCUCCGCCGCCUUACUCGGCCGCCGACCCUUUGAAUGCAGCGAAUCCCCGCAACGGCAGUUCGGCGCAGCCUAUACCUCUACGCAGUAAUGCGCAAUCACAAGAAGCUGGCAAUUCAAGGCUACUGGAGCCCGGUCCUUCAACUCCAUCUGUUGUGCCAACGCAUUUUACCUCCGCCGUCACAUACUUCGAGCAACGCCCGCCAGCGGUCAUCGACGACAGCCGAGUCCUUUUGGAUCACCACAUGACCAUAUACCCCCGCAGCCAAGCAAAAGACUUUCCCAAGCGGCCUCGCUGCUGGAAUGCACAAUUCGGCGAAGUACUGCAACAGGACUGGGACGCUUUCCUCCGCUAUCUUUUCCCCGUCCAAUUGGGCUUGGCUGCUGCCUCGCAGCACUUGCCCCGGCAGCUCCGAGCCGAGAUCCAGCGAGAUCGCAAGGAUCGCCCACAGGAGACAGAUGAGCAGCGUCAUGCGCGAAUUUCAGCUGUCGUGGACGAAUGGAAUCAAUGUUUCUUUGAGCCGCGCGCUACUCGCAUUGUCUUUGUCUAUGUCGGCGAGCCCGAUGCCGCGCCCACCUCUGCGCUAUGUCCUCGGUGUUAUCCAGCAGCCACAAAGGCAACCCAGAACACCGGUACUCCGACCUCUAUUGAAGGCCAAGCACCUGUCACAGCCAAUGCGCCGUCGCCAGUUGGGCAGCCUUCACCCUCGCCAACUUCGUGGCCUAUGCCUCAAUACUCGCCUUUUGGGUCACCACAACCGCAUAUGCCCUACGGCACUCCGUACGGUGUUCCGCCAUUUACUGCACAUGCAACACCCAACGGCCAACCUCCCCCACAAUACUAUACACAGCCACCUCCUGGGGUUGCUCCAUGGCAAUGGCAGCCAUGGGGCUAUACACCGCCACAAUUUGGUGCGUCAGGGACAUCCAAGAGUGGAGCCCUUGGCUGGAUUUCAAAUCUUACCUCCCAGGCGCAAAAGUACGGCGAACGUUUUGCUGAACAGGCGCAACUUUAUGGCGACCAGAUCAGCGCACAGGCCAUGCAGUAUGGAAGGCAGGUUGAAGAGCAGGCGAUGGCGCAUGGACGGUGGAUCGAAGAUCAGGCAAGGUUUCAUGGCCGUAAGCCAAACGUAUACCCUCCUGGAUAUCCGCCAGGUGCAUGCAAUGGAAGACCGCCAUGGAGUCCCGCUCCAACUGAACAGACUGGCCCGAUCGCGGGAGUUGCAUACAACCCGCCGAUAUCGACAUUGACAUCGACAUCGUCAUCGACACCGACUUCACCUACCACCAACGCCACCUCUGUCAGCACCGCAGAAAUUCGACCUUCACCUCAACCUCACCCAGAGUCCCAACCUAAGCCUCACAUUCAAAGUGACGAUAAGUCUCUCGAGCGUUCUCUCCAGCGCCCUCGCCGCGCUUCUACCAGCUCCAUCUCUUCCCUCUCAUCGCUCAGCUCAAUCGACUCCCUAUCCACAACUUCCGACCUCGACGCCUCAGACCUAGCCAACGUCCGCACGCAACUCCAGUCUCUUCAUGACCGUCAUGACCGCACUCUCUACGAAGCUGCAGUUGACCUCCGUCGACAACUAUCUCUUCUGGAAGAAUCUCGCCGCGAGGCCCGAACAUCUGGCCGUCGAAAUUGGCGCCACGGCCGCCAAGCCGCACAAACCGAUAGCACAGACUGGGGAAGAUGGGAAUCUCCCGAACAACAACAACGCGAUGCCACUGAGCGCCGAGCAAUGAAAGAGGAAAUGCGCGCCACCAAGAAAGCAUUCCGAGAUGUAGUCCGUCGUGCACGCGACGAACAGCGCGAUAAGCGACGAGCCCGGAAGAAUCGUCUCCGUCAUGCACGACCACAACCUGAAAGCAAGCCUGGAGAUGAGGUCUUGCUCGAUGGACGAAUGGCAUCUCUCGCUGUUGAAGAACCUACAUUCUGUCCACCGGCACGGAGCCACACCGAACCUAUUUCUCAAGCUCAUCGGCCUCAGCCUGCUCCUCUUCGCUCCGAUGCAAGCUCUGAAGUCAGUGUGCCUGGCGCUAUCAAGACGCCGUCGACUGUAUCUUUGAACAGUGCGCAUGGUUCCCAAGCUGGGGUUCCGGAUAAGAAGUCGAAGUUGAAGCAGAUACUGAAGUCGAGGACUACGAAGAAGCAGCAAAAGGCUGAGACGGAAGCAGAGAAGGACAGGUCUAAGAAGGGUAGUAAAUAA
Penicillium maclennaniae is the source of this 2220-nucleotide messenger RNA. RefSeq lists its product as uncharacterized. Lineage: Eukaryota; Fungi; Ascomycota; Eurotiomycetes; Eurotiales; Aspergillaceae. The record is from RefSeq and is a predicted model, not a curated record. The coding region runs from base 1 to 2220 and encodes 739 amino acids. The transcript has a single exon.